UUUCCAAUUUCACUACGUGUGUGUGUAUGUGUGUGCGUGGGUCGUGUGCGCUACUUUAAAUAUAUUUAUAUAACGUUGAAUCUGUUUUACAGGUGUUUGAACAGUUUAAGACCUUAUCAUGGAAUACUUUUGUUAACUGAGCCAUUGGACUUGUUAGAAUCUUUGCAAAUAGAUUGUUCUCCCGCACUUAAACGUUUGAUUCAGAUGUACAAUCCAUUAAAAAGUUUGCAGACUUUAGCCGCAGACUCGGAUCUGACACUCGCGCAAGUGUUUCAGCUAGCUGGUCAUUUAGUUUACUGGGCAAAAGCUACAAUAAUUUAUCCACUUUGCGAAAGCAAUGUUUAUGUUGUCUCCCCCGAUGCUGUUUUGACUAGCCAGUUGCUAGAUUCUUUCUCCGAACACUUCCCAGGAGUUUGCUUACUUCAAGUAAUCAGUGAUUUCUCCCUACCAACUUCAAUUAGCCAAAAGCUGAAUCCUUUGAGCCAGCCGCAGCAGCAAACGCAAUUAGUAAAGAUAAUCAUAUGGCUAUUAAAAAAUCAUUUGCUUCUACAAUUGCACACAUAUGUGCGAUACGUACCAACGGUAUAUGGCCGUUUAUCAUUGGAUACACAGGACCAACAAACAAAUGAUACAAUUGCAAGAAUAGAAGAAAGCGAAAGCACAUGGAGUUUGAAUGAAACGCCAAAAGGAACGCCUACCGAAAUCAAAGAGGAGUUAUCGCUCACGGAUAAGGAGGAUGCGUUAUACGACUUUCAAUCGGAAGAUUAUGAUAUUCCUUCCGAUGACAGGAAAUUACUCGAUAGACUGUGCCGUCUUGGUUAUUUUGACGGAGAUUAUCACUUGGAGGAGAUUAUGUAUUUAGAAAAUAUUCGUAGAUCCCAGUUGUUACAACUUCUGGAUAAGUUUCGAGAUGUAUUAAUGACUUCCGAGUGCGAAGAUCCCGCCAUAGCACUCUUUUAUAGCCGAUUAGGUACUUGAUUCUAAUUAUAUACAAUAAUAUAUACGGAGAAAGUAAUCAAGAGAGUUAUUUCAAACGGAAUAACUUUUUUUUCCCCGAUUAAAAGAUGCGAACCAAAAAUGUUACAAACAAUUUGUAUAAUUUUAAUUAUAGCCCGGCUAUGAUGCUCAUUAUUUUAGGAAUUUUUUUCAAAUAAAAAACAUUUUUGCUA
Molecule: messenger RNA, 1169 nt
Organism: Temnothorax curvispinosus
Lineage: Eukaryota; Metazoa; Arthropoda; Insecta; Hymenoptera; Formicidae
Product: GATOR complex protein NPRL3-like
Exons: 3
Biological process (GO): cellular response to amino acid starvation; positive regulation of autophagy; negative regulation of TORC1 signaling
Cellular component (GO): GATOR1 complex
Source: RefSeq, a predicted model, not a curated record